Messenger RNA from Rhizopus microsporus ATCC 52813, 2499 nucleotides. RefSeq names its product phospholipase D/nuclease. The coding region runs from base 1 to 2499 and encodes 832 amino acids. The record is from RefSeq and is a predicted model, not a curated record. NCBI's taxonomy places the organism in Eukaryota, Fungi, Mucoromycota, Mucoromycetes, Mucorales, Rhizopodaceae. Gene Ontology annotation, molecular function: D-type glycerophospholipase activity. Gene Ontology annotation, biological process: intracellular signal transduction; phosphatidic acid biosynthetic process; cell motility. The transcript is spliced from 9 exons.
AUGGGAUGGAAGGGUAAGGAGGGAUACUUGGAAAAUAAGGUUAACUUUGUCGUGCCGCGUCUAUGUCAUUUUUGGAAACCACAUCUCUGGAAUAAGCAGUGGGUCAUCUUGAGGGACUCUUAUGUCGCCUUUCUUUCUGAUAUAGCAUCAACAACCAUCAAGGACGUCUUUCUAUUUGAUAAAAGUCUCCUGGUGCAAACCAAGAAUCCAGGGAUAUUUGGAAAGUAUCAUCAUCAUAUCGCCCUUGAAAAUAAGUUUAGACGGAUUGAGAUUAAGGGUAGCCGUCGUGAAGUCGAAGAAUGGAGAGAGAGUAUUCAGCGUGUGCUGGAUAAUAGCCCAUGGAUUAAGAAUCACCGAUUUGGUUCGUUUGCGCCUAUACGACAUGACUCCAAGGUCAAUUGGUUCAUUGAUGCAGAGGAUCAUUUUAAUGCAGUAGGAGAGGCGAUCUUGUCUGCAAAAUCUGAAAUUUAUAUCGCUGAUUGGUGGUUAUCACCCGAACUAUAUCUUCGAAGACCUCCUGAACAAAAUGAAGAGUUUAGGAUCGAUCGAGUUUUGAAGCGAAAGGCAGAGGAAGGCGUCAAGAUUUAUAUCAUCAUUUAUAAAGAAAUGUCGAUGGCUCUCACUAUUAAUUCGUCUCACACCAAGUUAUGGCUGCAGGGACUUCAUAAGAAUAUUAUUGUCGUUAGACAUCCUGAUCAUCGAUCCAUUGAUAACAAUGUUUUGUUUUGGUCACAUCAUGAAAAAAUUGUGGUUGUGGAUAACCGUUUAGCAUUUGUUGGAGGUCUUGAUUUAUGCUGGGGUCGCUAUGAUACUCAUGCACACAGGAUUACAGAUUAUCCAGCAGAAGGUCACACUCAUGAAACAUUCCCUGGACAAGAUUAUUCCAACCCAAGAGUGAAGGACUUUAUGAACGUGGCUCAAUACAAACUGACUUUGGUCGAUCGUAAUGUAACACCUCGUAUGCCUUGGCAUGACAUGACAGUUGGCAUGGUAGGUCCUAUUGCUCGGGAUGUCGCUCGACACUUUAUUCAGCGCUGGAACUUUUUAAAGUCGUCCAAAGGCAUGCACCGUCCGAGCGUGCCCUACUUGAUGCCAAAAGGCGAAUACGUAGCAGCACGCGACGAAAGCGUCUUCAAAGGCAGCUGUCGAGUCCAACUGCUGCGCAGUUCAGCGCAGUGGAGUUCAGGUAUCACACGCGAACACUCGAUCUACAAUGCAUACAUGGAAUGUAUCACAAAAUCCAAGCACUUUAUCUACAUUGAAAAUCAGUUCUUUAUUAGCGCCACUAAGGAAGACAAAUUACUGCGCAACAAGAUUGCUCAGGCAAUUGUGGAACGUAUCAAACGAGCCCAUGCCAAAGGAGAAAAUUACAAGGUCUUUAUUCUCAUCCCUCUGAUUCCCGCAUUUGAAGGCGAUCUUGCAUCUAGCGACGCGUCAGCCGCACGCAACGUGAUGCAUUUCCAGUAUAUGACCAUUUCGCGAGGCGGCAGUUCAAUUGUGGAGAAGCUGAAGGAGGCAGGUAUCGAGCCCUCGGAUUAUAUUGGAUGGUACAGUUUACGUAAUUGGGACAAGUUGGUGCCUACCGAACGAGAGACAUCAACUUCUGAAGCAGUACCUAACCCACCUACGACUGCGCCCAAGGAACAACGACCAGGAGCAGGUGUAGCAGGGUCUUCGACGGGCGGUGUGCCGCCUGUGCCAGCACCUCCCAAGCCAUCAGCAUUCUCUGAAACAGAGUCACCUCCUUUACCACAGACACCCGUAGAAGGUCAAAAGAGUCAUGAAGAAGAUGGAAGAGAGUAUUUUGUGAGUGAGCUGGUCUAUAUUCACGAUAAGCUCUUGAUAGUUGAUGAUCGUAUUGUACUUGUGGGCUCAGCCAACAUCAAUGAUCGAUCACAACUAGGCAAUCGAGACUCUGAAGUAGCAGUGCUGAUAGAAGAUACCGAAAUGAUCCCAUCCUAUAUGGAUGGCAAAGAAUACAAGGCUUCCAAGUUUGCGCACACACUUCGUAUGCAACUCUUCAAGGAACACUUGGGCUUACUCAAGUUUACCGAUUGGAACUCUCUUAUCGAGGACCCAGACAAACCGGACGGACACGACUAUCCUCAUGAAAGUCAUCCAGCCGUCACAGAAGAGACAAUCAAGGACUACGAGCAAACAGGAGCUGCGCGUGUUCUAGACCCACUGGCACCCCAUUGCUUUUACAACAUCUGGAAUAGGACCGCUCGAGAGAACACGUUGAUUUACCGUAAAUUAUUUCGCUGUGUUCCAGAUGAUACAGUACAUACCUUUGAACAGCACAGAAAGUUCGUGCCUGAUCCUGCUAAAAUACCUCAUGGCCAUAUUGCUGAUCCGGAGUUGCAUGGAAAGGACAUUUUGAAAGAGUUGAAAAAGAUACGUGGGCACUUGGUACAGUUCCCUUAUGAUUAUCUUAAAGAUGAAAAUAUGUUGGGGUCGCUCAUUCGGGAAACAGUGACUCCAAUGACUAUCUUUACUUGA